GUGGAGAUCGAUUUGUUUAAAUAUGGCGGCUUCGGAUGCUGGAUUGCGACAGAGACUGAUCCCGGAAUCAGAGGCGUCCGACUGGGACCCAGACCUGCCGUACGGCGGUAAAGUCUACCUGGCCAGGAAAAAGAAACCGGAUCCUCUCUAUGUCAAAGUUAUUGAGGCGGUGGUGUUGAUUUCUACCCUGAGUUUCGCUCUUUAUGCCUACUAUUAUUUCGACCAUCUCCACUUCAACGUGACGUAUGGCUACGCUUGGUUGGGGUAUCCAAGUGCAAACCAUCAGAUUGGACAGAGGUAUCUUCAUGGAAAGGGUGUGGAAAAGCACAUAGGGAAAGCCAUGGAACAUUUCAAAAAAGCUGCUGACCAGGGCCAUCCCCAUGCAGCUUAUAAUUUGGCCAUUGGUCACCUGAAGGGCUACAAGUCCGGCCUCAGACCGGGAGAGGCUCACAAGCUGAUUCAACAUGCUGCAUCUAAAGGUGUGAAGGAGGCCCAUCAGGUGCUGAAUGAGGUGUGCUCCAGGGGUGGCUGUAAAAACUAACUACAGGUGCAUACCUAACUAUAGGACACAGGUGCACACAUAUAACUGUAGGUCACAGGUGCACAUCUCUGUAAACCUGGACAAGGAUCAACAACGAAAUGAAUACUAGUAAUUUGGUUGAACAUUCACUGAAUGAUAAAAUAAAAUCUACUGCUGUAAUUUUAUGCAUUGAAUAUGUUGAAUUUAUUUAAAAGUUAACAUACUGCUUAAUGUUGUGUUUAGUAUAGACGUUGAUAUAUUUGUAAAUCAUUUUUUUUUUUGUUAUUUAGAUAUAUAAACAUUCCGUCCAUUUUCAAAUGUUGAUCUGCUGACAAUUAUAGCUUUUUUGCAUUUUUUUUCUCUUCAAAGUAGAUUUUAUUCCAUUAGGAGUGUUG
Molecule: messenger RNA, 915 nt
Organism: Saccostrea cuccullata (small rock oyster)
Lineage: Eukaryota; Metazoa; Mollusca; Bivalvia; Ostreida; Ostreidae
Product: secretory immunoglobulin A-binding protein EsiB-like
Exons: 5
Coding region: 23-541 (172 amino acids)
Molecular function (GO): protein binding
Source: RefSeq, a predicted model, not a curated record